AUGGGCCACAUAGAAGAAGUGUGUAAGAGCAAUUUAGGCAAUCUUGCAGAGGAACCAAUUUCUGAAGAUAUUGAUGGACAACAAAGUGUAAGACUCGAUGAAUUUGAAGCAUUUACAGAUGAUUAUUCAACUUAUGCUGAAUUUGAUGCUGAGUACAGUGUACCGAAUGGUGAAGACAAUCAAGUAGAAAUGGAAAUUCUAGAGGGCAUGGUAAGUGAUGAUAGUGGAGAUGCUUUCUAUAGUGAGAAUGAAGAUGGUUUUGAUUAUAGUGCAGAUGAUUCUGAUGAUAGUGACUACAUUGUACAUGAGUCUAACAUGCAAUUUGAUGUGGAUGUAGACAUGAGUGAAUUCCAAAGUCAUGUGGAUGUAGAUGAACAUGGAAUUUUAAACAAGCAAACUGAAAGUAUAGGUAAUGACAUAGUUGAUGAAGAGUUGGAAGUUAUUCAAAGUGAUGAUUAUCAGUAUGCAGGAUUUAAUGAAGAUGAAAGGACAAAAAUGCUUAAGGAGUUGAGUAGGUCAACUCCAUGCUCACAUGGGGAGAUCCAUUUAAAACCAUAUAGGGUGGGGCAGUGUUUCAAAACAAAGAAGGAAGUUGUGGACUACAUGCAUGCACAUGCUGUAAAUACAAGGAGGUCCCUAUACUUAGCAAAAAAUGAUAAAAUCAGGAUAAGGGUCAAAUGUGGAGGUGUUGUGGGCCAAUCUACUGAAACAGUUCAAUGUGGUGGGCCAUCAACAAGAAGUAAGUUCCACAGUUCUGCACUUGCAAUUGCAACCCUCUCUUCCAAUCGAUUCAUUGAUCUUAUUAAACCUGGAAUCACCACCAAUGCCCUUGCACACAUCGGAGGGUCAACCCACCUUACGAACCCACAUCUUGAACAAUUCAAAAAUUGCCUUCCUGGGUUACGAUCCGUCCAUGAGGUCAACUUCGUUGUUUCCAUUCCACAUCUGCAAAUCGCCAUCUUCGACACUCGCAGAAAUCGUUUUGGAAUUCGAUGCACAGUAGAGUGA
Lactuca saligna is the source of this 1008-nucleotide messenger RNA. NCBI's taxonomy places the organism in Eukaryota, Viridiplantae, Streptophyta, Magnoliopsida, Asterales, Asteraceae. The record is from the annotation of a GenBank genome assembly.